Baudoinia panamericana UAMH 10762 is the source of this 1463-nucleotide messenger RNA. RefSeq lists its product as uncharacterized. The transcript has 3 exons. The record is from RefSeq and is a predicted model, not a curated record. NCBI's taxonomy places the organism in Eukaryota, Fungi, Ascomycota, Dothideomycetes, Mycosphaerellales, Teratosphaeriaceae. Bases 345 to 1379 code for a protein of 344 amino acids.
ACUUGAGUAAUCGGUGUUCUUACGACGUCGAUCUGGGGGCGGCGCUCAAUUGUUCUCGCUCCUGGCACAUUUCGGGACAACGCUCACGCGGGACUGUUGCAUGCGACCGAUCCCCGCACUGCUGCUCUUCGUGUCCGCACAAACAAGGCUAUUAUGUGACGCAAGACUCCUGACUUUCAACACCGCAAAGGAAGGUUCGAGAGUACAUAUUAAGGCCAGGAGCGCACAUCCACAUUCAUAUGAUUUGCGAAGAAAUUCCAACUUUGUCCUCGAUAAUAUCUUUAGAUAGCUGCUUGCUACAACGACGGUACAUUACGCUUCCGACGUUCUCGGCGGAUUGAAAGAUGUCUGUGGUGACUCAAUCAACGCCCACGCCAGCUCAUCUGCUGGUCUACGAGGCACAACAACUUCCAAAGCUGCGAUCAAAUUAUGGCGAGAGCCUGGACCGCUCGAGCAUCGGCUGGCUGAAGCAGACACCAGCUGACAGCCCCAUCGACAAAAUGCGCAAGCGCUACGAGGAAGAUGGCUACAUUUACGUCAAAGGCUUGCUUCCAGUGCAGGAUGUAUUGGACGUUCGAGAAGCCUACUUUGCGCACCUCGCUCCUACUGGCAUUCUCAAGCCUGGCACGACUGCACGCGAUGGCAUCUUCGACACGACGCAGGAUCCCAUCGUCCAUAACGGCAACGGAUCAACGUCGCUGCCCAAAGGGAUUGAAAGGCAGAAGUUGCUAGAGUCAGCGCAUGUCCUACCCAUCUACAUGGAAUUCGUGAAGCAUCCGAAGCUGAGGAGCUUCGUUCGGGAGUUUAUGGGAUGGGAGGAGGAGGUGCUCGCCAAACGGACACUGCUGAGACACAACGUCCCGAACGGCAUCUCAACCGGCGUCCACUACGACCGUCUGUUUCUACGUGGCGGUGAAGCCGAGUUCCUGACUGCUUGGAUUCCUUUUGGCGACUGUACCGCUGAAGGCGGUGGGUUGAUGUACUGGGAGAACUCGACAGACAUUGGCAAGGCUAUGGAGGCGGACUUCAUGAAGCGGGCCGAAACUUUCACGAAAGACGAGCGCAUCAGCGCGUUCAACCAGAACAUGUCACGGCUUGGCCACCUGUCACAUGACGUGAGCAACUUCAGCCGCGAUACUGUCGCGAACGAGAAGUGGGCGAAGUUGAUCCCGCAGGACGCCAGUAUGCGGUGGCUCAUUUCGAACUUUGAGGCUGGCGAUGUUGUGUUUCACAAUCCGUAUCUGAUCCACGCCGCCGUUAAGAAUGAAGAUCGGGAGGCCAAGAUUAGGUUGGCUGCUGACAUCAGGUUCUACGAAGAAGGUGCCCCGCUGGACCAGCGAUGGAUGCGCGGUGCGUGGCGUGCUGAUGAUGGGCUUUGAGCGAGCCGGGCCUCCGCAUUCCAGUCGCGUAUGCAGGCAAAUACUUCAGCCCACAUACAUCUACCAGUCUGACGGCGUUUGUCG